GUCGAACACUGUUUAUGGUUUGUGGAGAGGGUUGGGUACAGGACACACGUGGAGUGUAGCGGUGCUGCAGGAGCAGCAGGAGCAGUAGGAGACCCACCACCUCCAACGCCGUCGUCGUCAGCAUCGGCCCCCUCCACCAUCGUUGUUGUCUCUGCGCGCCGCUGCCGUGAAGGAGGAACAGGAGGAGGAGGAGCGGAACCCCCAGUGUGGAGUCGGGGGGGGGGGGGGUAGAGAGAGAUAGGGCAGGUCCCGGGUCAGAGUGAGUGGUUAAGAGAGAGAGAGGAGGAUCGUGGAAUUGUGGUGGUGGACUUGAAUAAGGAGGUUGGGUAAGUGGUGGUGGGUAGUGGUGGAGGUUCAAGGAGGUGGUUUGGGUGGUGGUGGUGUUGAUAGUGGAUUACGUAGAAGUAUUUGUUGGUGGUGGUGGAGGUAGUGGUAGUGAAGGAGGAGGUGUUACUGGUGGAGAACCUUGUGGUUGUUGGUGGUGGAGGUGGUGAAAGUGGCAGUGGAGGUGGUGGCGGAGGUUAAGGAGACGUUGCAGUAGGUGGUGGUUGAAGAGGUGGCGUAGCUGGUGGUGGAGGAGAGGUUGGGGUCGGUGGUGGUGUUGCAGGCGGUGGUGUGGGUGGUGGCAGUGUAUGGGGAAUUGCAAUCGGUGGAGUUAGUGGAGGUGAAGGAGGCGUUGCAGUGGGUGAUACGAGUAGUGGUUGUAGUGGUGGCAGUACUCAAGUAGACAUUUCAGUCGGUGGUGGAGAUAGUGGCGGUGAAGGCGUGGUUGCAGUAAGUGGUGGACUUAAGCCAGCCCUCUCAAUGGAGCUCAAGGGGUUGGACGCCGAUCAGGAAUCGUUCACGGACAAAAGCGGUGGAGCGGGAGGAGGAGGUGGUGGUGAAGCGGGCGGUGGAACAGGUGGAGGUAGAGCAGCAGGUGGUGGUGGUGGUGGACACGAAGCUGCUGGCGCAGGAGACGCGGCCACCGGAGGUGUCGUCAUCCGGGUGAAGGAGAAGAAGGGACCUCUCCGCGCCGCCAUCCCGCGGAUGCCCAUGCUCGCGGCUGUGCUCUGCCUCCUCUGCAACAUGGUCAUUCCUGGCUCAGGAACGCUGCUGUCUGCCUUCUCCGUGCUGUGCGGCGCGCGCACCGACCUGCCUGACCGCCACGUGUGCUGCGUCUUCUGGCUCAACGUGGCGGCGGCGCUCAUCCAGCUGGGCACCGCCGUGCUCAUCGUCGGCUGGAUCCUCAGCAUCUUCUGGGGCAUGGACAUGGUGUUGCUCUCCAAGGGCCGUUCGCAGCAAUAUCCCCAGCAGCUGUGAGCGUGGAGAAAGUGGGAGCACGAGGAAGAUGAGGAGGACGAGGAGGUGGAGAUGGAGACAAUGACACAUCCACGACCGAUUCUCCUCCGCUGACCAGCACGUGCAAGAAACGCCCCUCAAUUUCUCCACCAAGGGCACAGCUGCCCCCUCAAAAUCCUCAUCUUACCAACAACCAUGCCGAUUCUUACCUCAUUACUUUACAGGGGAUCGUUAAAUCAUCGCACGAUUCUGCCAACGCUUCAAUAUAAUUGCUCGGCCCAGUGGCGGCACCACCACAUGGCCUUCAAUACCAUCGGGUGUAUUCACCUGCGAGAAAUGUACGUUCGUAAAUUUGACGAAUCCAUAGAGAGGUGUGAGUUGGUCUUGGCCGGUGUGAUUAGCAGCGGUGGAAGAGGCUUGGAGUCAAGGUGAGUGAGGGAAUGGGACCAUCAUUAGUGUCACUAGUCAAUGACGAUGGUGCCUUCGUUCACCCCAGCGUCAUCCCCAAGCAAGAGAUGAUAAAUUCCCUCUAAAAACCCGCUGACAUCUGUGUUCCCCAUCCGUAAAUAUCACCUGCACCAGUGCCAGGUGUUUGGUGGGUUCUGAAUUGCACAGAAACACAUUUCUGUUAAUUCUGACCUGGCUGAGCCUUUUGUUUGAGUUUUUACCCCACUGAAAUCGAGUUUGGUUUGAGCAAAUGACCAACUUCAGCCAAUUACGCUCUGACCCAUCGUGCUUUCUUUUAGGGGUGGAAGGAUGCAUCGAUUCACGAAUCAAUAUUGUUUUUAAGCUCACAAUACACUCAUAGAAUUACACGUGUAAGACUCUACCAAUUUUUCGAUUUAAAGCUUUCGUGACUGCAGGGAUUCAUCUUCUUGUUUCUUUCGGUAAAGUCACGUAGAAGGGAAGUAAUAAAAUAAUAAAAAUAAAACAUAAUAAAACAAUUCUCACGACGUUUCGGCUACAACGCAAGCAGCCGUCUUCAGGUGAAGAAUGAGACACUACCAAACUAGGAGCUUAUAUAUAAGCUGCAUUGGGGGUUGAAGAGCGCCUUAACAAAAAGAAUGUGCAUGUG
This is a messenger RNA of Lethenteron reissneri (Far Eastern brook lamprey), 2356 nucleotides long. RefSeq names its product stum, mechanosensory transduction mediator homolog (gene STUM). NCBI's taxonomy places the organism in Eukaryota, Metazoa, Chordata, Hyperoartia, Petromyzontiformes, Petromyzontidae. The record is from RefSeq and is a predicted model, not a curated record.